GUCACAGACCUGGGCAUAACAAAUGGCCGUCCAGCAUUCGGUGGCAUGAGCACGCUAGCACAACGUGGCGCGAGGUGCCUUUGCCAGAGAAGCUGCUGUGAGAGCUUAAUCGGUGGUGACAGUAAGCGUCUUCGCUACUCGUACAUUGUCACCUAAAGCUACACGUCAAGAGAAGUGUUGUCUCAUCCUUGGUAGUUGCAUACCUUGGUCACAAUGGUUGAAGGAGGAGACCAAAGUGCUCGUAACGCAGAGCAUGAAGACUCUACCACCUACCAGGAUGUUGGAUUGGCCUCUCACCCAGAACCCGCAGUUAUUGCAGGGGCUCAGCCGUCAGGGGGCGCUGGUGUGGACAAAGAUCCGGGAGGAAUCCUCGAUACCCUUAGUCUGCCAAGAAAGCUGCCAUCCAUAGUAGACAUCAAAGCAGCGCUUCCACCCCAUGUUUUCGAGCGCAACGCCAUGAUCUUGUACUACGCUUUCAAGGAUUUUGCACAGGUGAUUCUCCUCUUCCUGCUGGCUGAGUGGGUAUGGUCAUCAUCACUGCUUCCAACAUGGGGACUGCUAGUACUGCUGCCUGGGUACUGGCUUCUGCAGGGCACCUUUUUCACCUCCAUUUUUGUUGCUGGUCAUGAUGCUGGCCACUCCUCCUUCUCUCGGCAUGAUCUUCUGAAUGAUGUUGUAGGCAACAUCCUGCACACCUUUCUCCUCUGCCCCUACUACUGCUGGAAACUGUCACAUCGCCAUCAUCACAAGAAUACGGGUAACAUUGACAAAGAUGAAGUCUUUUAUCCAGUCCGCAAUAGAGACAAUAAUGGGGGCUCUCUUUUGCCUUAUUUUGGCUUGGGUGUUGGAUGGUUUGGCUACCUUCUCAAGGGUUACAAACCUCGUGCUGUUAGCCACAUCACUUUCGAUCCAAUUUUCGCUCGCCACAUCCCAGCCUGCAUUCUGUCUCUAACCUUGAUAAUAGGUUGGGUAGCUGUUCUUUGGCAGUAUGCCCUAUCUGCCGGGUUUUGGAAGCUGUUUGUACACUAUAUUGUGCCAGACUUUAUAUUUGCCUCAUACACUGUUAUCAUCACAUUCCUGCAUCACACAGAGGAUGAUAUACCAUGGUACGAUGACUCCCUGUGGGAAUAUGUUCGUGGCCAGCUCAGCUCCGUGGACCGCCACUAUGGCUGGUGCCAUAAUAUCAUCCACAACAUUGGUACUCACCAAAUCCACCAUCUGUUCUCCAUGGUUCCCCACUACCACCUGGAGGAGGCGACACGUGUCUUUCGAAAGAAGUUUCCAGAGCUGGUUCAAGUGCGCUCAGAGAGAAUUCUGCCAGCCUUUGUCCGUAUGUUUAGAAAAUAUCUUAAGCAGCAUACUAUACCAGACUCUACCCUGGUACACUUAUAUAAAUGAUCCCUUGAUUUAGGAACUUCAUGUAUUUCCUUCUACCUAUUUUUGCAGUUGUCAUUCUUCGUCUAGAACAAGAAUAUUGCAAACUGUAUUACUAUUAAAAUAUACUUAUUUGAAUUUGGUAGAGUGUUCUCUUCCUCUUUUUCCUCCACUUCUUACCUAUCAAUCUGUGAAAAUAUUAUGUGAGCAGCAUUGUGUGCCACAUAAAUUGCCCUUUUCAUGUUCUCAACAUUUGUCGGAUUAGAAUUGAUGCACUUAUCUAUCUUGUUCUCAGACAACUAGAUUCAAGAAGACACAAUUCAAUAAAAUGUUGUCCAUUUGCUUUAUUUUUGGAAGUUCUCUUUUUUUUUAAGAAAAGCUUUUUAGAGGAACAUUAAAAAACAUUUUUAUUGUUUAUUGGCUGGUACUUUGACAGAAAUUCUUAAAAUUUAGAAUGAACGUGUAGGGUGUAGAAGGCAGUACUAAGUUUGUAACAGUUCUUUUCUGAUUUGAUGACAUGAUUUAAAAUGAAAAGAAAAGAUUUUUGCUAGAAAUACAAAAAUAGAAGUGUUAACGAAGAGAUCUGUACAAAUUUAGUACUUGAUGUGUGAUUAUUGUGAAUAUUUGUUGCAGUUUUUCUGUCUUUGUUGUCACAGUGAUUGGUAGUUGCCUAAGCCCUUGGUUCAUUGAGAAUAUUGACAGGCAUUUCUGUCAGAAAUGUGAGAACUCAUUCUGGACAUGUUUGUGCCUUCUAUGCAUCCCAUAGUCUGGGAGUACCUGAGAAACAGCCAUGGUGUGUGGUACCUAAACCUGCAUCACUUUCAUUUCUGUGGUCUUUGGGCAUACUGAAUCCCAUUCAAAAGAAAAAUGUUCCCCCUUUUUUUUUUUUUUUUGAAAUUAUGGAAGUGAAUAUUUGGUGUUCCUGUGUAUAUGUGCACACAUGAAUGUAAACACACCUAUAUGUACAUUAUGUAGGUGAUUUUUGUGGGGUGGUUUUUUGUUGUUUUUUUUUUUGUUUGUUUGCUUAGGUUUUUUUCCGUGGCUUUUUUUAAAAAAUAAACAAUCUCCAGUUAUCAACUGAAGAUGAACGUGCACUGCAGAUGGAACAGAAUUUAGUCUAGCUUGGAGAUCUUGUACUAUUUGCUGCCUCCUUUUUUCAGUUUCUCAAACAAGAAACUUUUUUUUUUGCUGCUGUGAGGUAAACAUUCUUGUAUUUCCACAAAGUACUGUACUAAUACUACUACUUAUGCUUAUUGUUUGUGCUUUUUUAUGUCUUUUUUUUUAAUACAUUAAAGUUUAACUUAGUCUGCCUGUCAUGAUCUCUGGCAAAGUAUUUAACUGUAGCCAUAAUCAGUCCAAACAGUGUAACUGUACACAUGUGAAGUGCUUGAUGCAAGAUUCCUGAAAGAAAAAAAGGCAGUUAUUUUUAAUGCCAAAUGUGCUUGUAGCUACUAACUGUUGUAUUAACUAGUCAGGUAGUCUCAAAAUCAAAAGGUUAAUUCUAGUGAAUGCAGAAGUUGCAUUUGUUUAUUGGAAUAAUUUGUCUUGUUUAAAACAUAUUUAUAAUGAGAAUAUGUCUGCAUAAGUGAUGGUGUUAAGCACUUUGAUUCCUAGAAUACUCUUUGCAUUCCAUACUUUAGAGAUCCAGGUAGGUUAAUAUACUUGCCAUCAGUACCAAAAGUUUUUGUCAGUCAGAUGUGCGUUGAGUGUUGCUGCUAAUCACAAAUGUUUAAACCAGCUUGCAAAUGAGAAGAAGAAGUAAAAGUCAGAAAGGUAAAUUAUUUCAUGGAUGGUGGAUUUUAUUCCUUUUUUGCACUUGUAGAUGGUGUUCAUCAUUUUCAUGAUUAUUGCUGGUGGCAUCAGAGCUGAUCAGUGCAUAAGGCAUGUUGAUGGUUCAACCAGUACAAGCAGAUAUGAAGAUGAAUGAGUAUUACAUGCAUUGUGUACAUGAGUAGACACGGAGGAAGUAUUGUGUAUGUUUAUUGUGGGUUUUAUCACCCAUACCAAAAUGAGACCUUGCAUUGUAAGCAAAGAGAAAGAGUACAUGUUUAUGAACUGGGCAAAUGAGCGUAUGUUACAAAGAUGACAUAUCUAUACCAAGUUGAAACUGAGUUUUGUAAUUAACCAAAGGAGGCUGUGUAACUGUGCUACAACAGUUUCUGGCACGCUGUACACUGCUGACCCAAGUGUUCAAAUUCAUGCCAUCAGUGUUUUGUUUCCAUGACAUUUUAAGCGCUACCUUGGGCUGCUUGCCAUCAAAUCGCCGCACUUCUGUGCUCAGCUCGUAUCAGACCAAAUCGUUUUUAGACAUGUUUUGUCAUUUAGAUGUUGUGAAAGAUGUCCAAUUUGUUUCGCUAGCAAGUUUAUUUUUAGUUUUAAAAAAUUCUUUUCCCCCUUAUGUCAAGCAAACUAUUUUUUUUUCCCAGAGUAGCUUUUGAGGUCAUAGGGACUACUCUGUCAGUGGCGGCAGGAGUGGUAGACUUUGCUGUUGAUGCAGCUAAUCAUUAUUUUGGUUGUUGCUGACAGCUUUGUGUUCACAGCCGAAGUUUCUUUUUUAAAGUUAGACGACAUCAGAUUACAUUGGUUUUUUUUUUUUUAAGUUUUGCGAAAGCAGGAUGGGCGUAUCGCGCUGAUGGAUCGAGACAAAGGUCGACGGAAGCAGCCAUUCGGCUUUGUCCAUUUUUAGACAAAUUUAGGCUAAACCCAUCUGGCCACGGCCUGAUCAAUGAUGUUAAUAGCUCCCUCACUUCUUUGAAGCAGUUAAGCAGAGGUUGUCAUUUCACUUACCACUGGUCACGAAAGUAAUUGCAGGUUUUCUCAAGCUCCUUUGUGAUACGCCCUCAUGGGUCUGCCAGUACAGAUUCUGCCCAUCUUUUAUUUUCCUGCCCCCGAUUUUUUAGUCGACCUAUUGUCUAGCAUUUCGUUAAACAAAGUAUUUACUGAUACUACUAAUGAUUUCACUUUCAUAGCGCAUUACUCGCCAGUGAACAACUAUAGAAAGACUAUUUACAACACAAAAUGUUAUAAAUAGCAAACCUGAAGAAGUCUCGCGUUGUGAGUGGCGAAGCAAGUCCAGCUGAGCUUGGUCAUCACUGCGUGUAGUCUGUUAUUUGUGAUGUACUUUCAACCAUAUCGAAAAAGAUGCACGAAUUUUACAAACGGCAUUAUUAUAUUUUUUUUUCAAUGUAUGAAUCGGGAAAAUGUCCAAGUCGUGAACUAUGUGCAAGAAAAGUACAGUGUCAUUGACUCAAAACCCUAAGUUAUGAAGCGGCCGUCAUCGCCAUUUGUCUUCUCUCGAAAGUCAACCCUAAGGGCAUUCAUAUAUGAAAGCCUCGUACCUUAUGGAUUUUCGUCACUGACGUACUUUUUUUAAUUUAUUAUUUUCAUUCAAAAUAUAUUUGACCCCAGAUUUCAGCACGUUCGCAGGUGACGAAGUGGGUCAAAGGUUUGACGGAUCCUGGCAAGGUUGUUUUUUGCCCUCGCCCCUCCCUCGUAACCUAAACUCAUGUUCUUUUGUAAUCGGUGGCAAAAUACUGUGCCAGGUAAUGUUAAUACGUGCAUGUUGCGUACUCAGUCGUAAAAUAUAUUGAAGAUGUUUUGAGUACAUGGAUGCUUUGUUUGGGAGAGGCCAUACUCAUUUCCCGAUCUUUGAUCAUACAGUUUUUGAGUGCGUAGACUGGCCAGGAUUGCAUUUUAAAACCAUUUAUGGUUGUGGAGGGGUUUUGGUUUUUGAAGUCGCAAAUUUUGAUGUUGACAUGUCAGUGCACAAUCAAAAAAAGAGACAAAUGUCCUGUGUGUUUUGCUGUCGACUUUUAUGGAUUUCUGUAGUCGGUUUGGCGAUGCAGUAGUGUUUGAUGUGUGUUUGUUGGUUUCUUUUUAGUUUCUUGCUUCAUUCGGGAGAAUCUUUGUUUAUACUUGUUUGGGAAGACUUCGUAAAAGGUGUUAUUUAAAGAGAAAGAGUACAUUAACUUGUCCUGUUUUGUCGAGUCAAAUCACUGAUAUCUGAUCGUUGCGAUCAGGUGGAUCUACAAGAUCCGUGGGAGUCGCAGUUUCUGCUCGACCCACUACAGACGCUCGGCCAUCAGUCGAGUUUUUUUUUUUUUCUUGUAUUUAUCAAAUUUAUUUUUAUUUUUCGUGCAUGGUAUUCACAUUUUUUCCUAGUCGUGGUGCGUGUGGUAUUGAGGCGGAGGUGCUGCAAGAGAGGUAACAGGACAUUACAUCCAGCAGUAUACCAACUUAUUUUCCUCUCUCUGCUUGAUUGUGCCCUCCCCUCCUUUCCCUUGAGAACCUAUUCGUGGAUUGGCUGAUUUGUGACGGAAGUCUCUUGCUGGAACGAAUUGCCGACUUUUAAGCAGCAGAAGAGACAAGCGAACCACGAAACCAAGGUUUAGCCGACUUCAGUAUUAAAAACAACCAAGACGGUAACUUCUUGUAAUACUGCAAGCGUGGUCAGGUUCAUUGUGUAACAAUGUGUCAUCCCUGGAGCGGCAGUUAUGAAGCGAACGUGAGGUCGUUGUCCUGGGGCAAAUAUAAAGCGAUGUCCAGACCCGGAGUUGUUGGAAGUCGGUGGCACCUCGCCCUGGAUAAAGAAACACGGAGCAGUGCCUGGCGUCUAGACAAAAUAAACGCUUUCCCUCCUUGUUCCCCAUUUUGCCCUGGGGAAAGGACUAACUAUUGCUUCAUAGCUACGGCCCUUGAAUACUCGUAGCACAAAUUUUUGUUUCCAGCUUAGAUAUAGAGAGUUGGCUAGUGACAAUCAAGGCUGAACAACACUUAAUACUCACUAAAUGCUUUCAUCGAAAGAAAUGCUCAUGUUCUGUCGUCUUUCCAUCUCCCAUACCUACCUCCAUAACGCGCCACAGGGAAGCUCCUGGCUGCACUCGGUCGAACAAGAUAAACUGGGCUGAUGUUCACGUGUCUAGCAUUUCAGGCCGGUCAAGCCUAUGAUCUGCUGCGUCUGCUCAUUGUCAUGAUAUUCUUUGUGAGCACAGGUUAUCUUCCCAGGGCAGAAAUGAGCAAGGUUGGACGACUUGUAAGUGGAUAACAGGCUCGGCAUGAUUGUAGACCCUUUACUUGCCUAGUCAAGAAUCUUAUGUCAAAGAAAUGAAACGGGUUUUGACUGGAGAACAAAUUUGCUGGUCUUUGUAGGGACUGCUUUUGGUCUCAGUGUUUGACUUGGGUAACUUGCUGGUUGUUGGUUUGGAUUUGAGUUUAGCGAUGGGUAAGACGCCAGCCCUCGCACAAUUCUCACUUCUUAUCCUUGAUCCCCCCUCCCCAUUUUAAUUUUAGCAUUUUCAUCAGUAUAUUUAAUUUUUGCUUUGUGGGUUUUGUCAGUGCCUUGUGGAGUCGGGCCUUCAUCGGUCGAAGCUUUGGCUUUUUUUUUUAAUCCAGAAUCUUUUAAAAUGUUCUAUAUUCUCUAGAACUUUCGGGUGAUGGAUUACAGUUGCAAGGCACUUAUAGCGUAAAAUGAAGGCAUGGCGGUAACUGGAGGAUUUGGUGGUUCUUUUCUGUUUUGGGCUUUAAGUCAUGGUAAUCCCUGUGACCACCUUGAGUAAUGUCAAGGGUUGUGAGGGACUGAAAGUAAGACCUUGCAUUUCCCCGAAGUAAUCUUCUUGGUAAACAUUUCCUUUCAUCUCAUUUUUUUAAUUUUAAUUUUAAUUGCAGUUUGUAAACAGUUACACACACAAAAAUUUCAAAUGCAUUUAUUGUGAAAACAAAUGUGAACAUUAAGAUAUUAAAUAUAACUUGACCCAUGCUGUGUAUUUGUUGUCUUCCUUCAGAUUUACCCUUAGACAUUCCGGCCUUUGAGUUUUGGCGUUUGAAAGUACAAUUUUCAGACUGGUUUUAAUUAGUGUAAGCGUUCAUUUGGUUUUCUUGAUGCCUUAAAACACAAUAAAGAUUGCUCUGAACUUA
Pomacea canaliculata is the source of this 7287-nucleotide messenger RNA. RefSeq names its product delta(12) fatty acid desaturase FAD2-like. Gene Ontology annotation, molecular function: oxidoreductase activity. The record is from RefSeq and is a predicted model, not a curated record. NCBI's taxonomy places the organism in Eukaryota, Metazoa, Mollusca, Gastropoda, Architaenioglossa, Ampullariidae. Gene Ontology annotation, biological process: lipid metabolic process.